Molecule: messenger RNA, 1257 nt
Organism: Fibroporia radiculosa
Lineage: Eukaryota; Fungi; Basidiomycota; Agaricomycetes; Polyporales; Fibroporiaceae
Exons: 3
Coding region: 1-1257 (418 amino acids)
Biological process (GO): sulfate assimilation
Molecular function (GO): 3'(2'),5'-bisphosphate nucleotidase activity
Source: RefSeq, a predicted model, not a curated record
AUGGUAACGCCAUGGCGCAAGAAUUGCAGCGCGACCCAUGGUCUCCCUCACAAGCUCGCGCGCACCGCCGGUAAAGGCAUCGCACGCCUCUUCCUCAUGUCUCUCACAUACGCUACCGAGAGGCAGGUCGCCGUCGCCGCCGUACGGCGGGCCUGUGCCCUCACCUCGUCCGUAUUCAACAAGCUCGUCAGAAACGAGACGCUGACAAAGGACGAUAAGAGCCCGGUCACAGUUGGCGAUUUCUCGGCGCAAGCGGUGAUCAACACGAUCCUCGGGCGCGCCUUCCCCUCGGACGCCAUCGUCGGCGAGGAGGACUCGGCAGACCUGCGCGCCCCCUCGGGCGAGGCUCUGCGGAGCCGCGUAGUCGCGCUCGCACACGACGCGCUCACAUCAGAGCUCGAGCCCGGAGAACAAGAAGCAUGGGGGAUCGGCCCAGCCCACUCACACACCGCGGACGAGCUCAUGGACGCGAUCGACCGCGGCAGCCACCCCGGCGGUCGCGCAGGACGUGCGCGCGCUUCCUCUAUACGUGCUCUGCCCCGGACUGACUCUAUGCGCCGUGCGCGCCGUGCAGGGAUGUGGACGCUGGACCCGAUCGACGGCACGAAGGGCUUCUUGCGGGGCGAGCAGUACGCGGUCUGCCUCGCGCUCGUCGUCGACGCGCGUGUCGAGCUCGGCGUCAUCGGCUGCCCGAACUUGCCCGCCUCUUCCUCCUCCUCCUCCGACGCGGCCGCCCCGCGCGGGUGCAUCGUCGUCGCCGUGCGCGGACACGGCGCGCACCAGCUCCCGCUCGCCGCGCCGCUCUCUGCUGCGGGCACGCGGCUCGCGAUCCCCACGCUCGGCGCGGCGGAGCUGAGCCUGCUGGAGAGCGUCGAGAAGGCGCACGCGAAGCUGUCGUUCAACGCGCGCGUCGCGCGGGUGCUGGGCGUCACGCGCCCGCCGACGCGGAUGGACAGCCAGGCGAAGUAUGCCGCGCUCGCGCGGGGGGACGGCGGGGUGUACCUCCGCAUGCCGACGGGCACGGGGUACCGCGAGAAGAUCUGGGACCACGCGCCUGGGUCGGUGUUGAUUGAGGAGGCGGGUGGUGUGGUCACCGAUUCGCGCGGGCAGCCCCUAGAUUUUGGCUUGGGCAGGACGCUGGGGGAAAACUUUGGGGUGGUAGCUGCGGGAAAGGAGGUGCACUCGAAGGUGUUGGAGGCCAUCCGUGUCGCUCAAGAAGAGGAGGCACGAGAAGAGGCGCAGGAGCAAAAGCUGUAA